Betta splendens (Siamese fighting fish) is the source of this 2196-nucleotide messenger RNA. Its product is annotated as cytochrome P450 2J2-like. The coding region runs from base 93 to 1574 and encodes 493 amino acids. Gene Ontology annotation, cellular component: intracellular membrane-bounded organelle; cytoplasm. Gene Ontology annotation, molecular function: oxidoreductase activity, acting on paired donors, with incorporation or reduction of molecular oxygen, reduced flavin or flavoprotein as one donor, and incorporation of one atom of oxygen; iron ion binding; heme binding. The record is from RefSeq and is a predicted model, not a curated record. Gene Ontology annotation, biological process: xenobiotic metabolic process. The transcript has 9 exons. Lineage: Eukaryota; Metazoa; Chordata; Actinopteri; Anabantiformes; Osphronemidae.
CUGGAGCCUCCUGCUCUGUUCACACAGACAUGAGUCUGUGAGCAGCACUUUCAGUCUGUGCAAUCUCUCCUGCUUUGUAUUCAACAAUCACCAUGAUCUUUCAAGUACUUUUUGGAUAUAUGGACGUUGCUGGUUGGCUCUUGGUUGCUUUUCUAUUGUUACUUUUAAUUGAUGUGGUUAGAAACUGGAGGCCUAGCAAUUUUCCGCCUGGACCCUGGGCUGUGCCUUUUCUAGGAAACAUCUUCAUUGGAGUUGACUUCAAAACAAUGGAGAAGCUUGCUGAGGUGUACGGCCCAGUGUUCAGUCUGAGAAGAGGCAGUGAGAGAAUGGUGCUUGUUUCGGGAUACAAGAUGGUCAAAGAGGCUCUCGUGAACCAGCUGGACUCCUUUGUUGAUCGACCUAUUCUCCCUCUCUUUGAUGUUGUCUACAAUGGUCUGGGCAUCUCCUUAAGCAAUGGUUACCUGUGGAGGAAACAGAGGCAGUUUGCCAACACUCACCUACGUUACUUUGGAGAAGGCAAGAUGUCGCUGGAGAAAUAUAUCGAAGUGGAAUGUAGCUUUAUUUGUGAAGCCUUCAAAGACGAACAAGGACGAGCAUUCAACCCUCACUACACCAUCACCAAUGCAGUGAGUAAUGUCAUCUGCUGUGUGGUAUUCGGACAUCGCUUUGAGUACAGUGAUCCCACCUACCGCAAGGUUCUAGAACUGGACAAUGAGGCUAUAGUGCUCUCUGGUUCUCUUCGGACACAGCUCUAUGAUUUUUUCCCUGGUUUGAUGAAGCACCUGCCUGGACCUCACAAGACUGUUCAGGCAAAUUAUUUGGCGAUCUUAAAUUUCUUAAAAAAAGAAAUCGAGAAGCACCAGGAGGAGUGGAACCCAGAUGACCCUCGUGAUUACAUUGAUGUGUACCUGUCAGAGAUGGACAAGAAAAAAUCAGAUCCUCAGGCGGGGUUUAACCUUGAAACCCUGAAGUUCUGCACCAUGGACAUGAUUGAGGCUGGAACAGAAACAUCUGCUACCACUUUGCGCUGGGGGAUCAUAUUUAUGAUGCUCUACCCAGAGAUUCAAGAGAAAGUCCAAGCAGAGAUCGACAGAGUGAUCGGACAGUCUCGUCAGCCCACAAUGGCCGACAGACCCAACCUGCCCUACACUGAUGCUGUCAUCCAUGAGGUCCAGAGGGUGGGAAACAUUGCUCCCUUGGGAUUCCCGAGAAUGGCCAGUAAAGACACAACAUUGGGAGGAUACUUCAUACCCAAGGGUACAGCUACCACCAUGGUCCUUGCAUCUGUGCUCCAUGAUAAGAAUGAGUGGGAGACUCCAAACACUUUCAAUCCUGAGCAUUUCUUGGAUUCAAACGGUCAAUUCUGCAAGAGAGAGGCCUUCUUGCCGUUUUCAGCAGGUAAACGUAUGUGUAUAGGGGAACAUCUGGCCAGAAUGGAGCUGUUCCUCUUCUUUACGUCGUUCCUCCAGCGCUUCACAUUCCGUCCUGUCCCUGGGGAAAUGCUCAGCUUGGAGGGUGUGCUUGGCUUCACCCAUUCCCCCAUGGAGUUCAACACACUCGCUGUGCCUCGCUGAUGUUCUCCUGCCUAGGAUCUCCACAAUUAUUUAAGAUUACUGAAUCAAAUAAACAAAUUUGAAGAUGUGACAGCUGGAGACAUCCGGCGAAUUUCUGGAGAGGCUUAAAACUAUAUUGUUAUAUAUAAAAAUCGACAAGAUUAAAAUUCAUAAUAAUUAGAAAUUUUAAUUUGCAAGCAUUAGUUAACACUAGUUAAAAUAGUAGAGAAGUAAUUAAAUAGACAUAUUUUGUGUAUAAAAAAUGUCCAUAAAAAAAAUGAAACCUUAAAAAAAUAUUUGAUAAUUUGUUGUCAAACUACAUUAACAUGUUCAUUAUAUUAAACUGAUACUACCCAGCUUAAACAAUACAUGUAGAUAGCAAAAAAAUGCUUUUAACAAAAACUGCUGCAGUUUAGUCUGUACUGUACUUCUGUAAGCUUGUUUCAUUUUCUGAAAUUUAACAGUUUGAGGAAGGACGUAGGUCGGACCUUGAGAUGACUUCUUUUCAACCAAGGUGAACUUAUUAGAUUAACAAACGUUAAAUUGUUGUUGGGCCUGCAUUGUUUUGUUUUGUUUUUAGCAGGUUUGUAAUAUACAGUACUACAUUUGCUCUAGUCUAAUAAAAAAUAACAGUUUUCAUGCA